GCACGAAGCUUCGGCGGAAGGUUCAAUUGUUGGCCAACCAUCGUGACGAGUGGUUGUGCGUGCUAAACACUCGCACGAUAGAAGCGCGUGCUUCGUUUCGCGAUCGGUGCGUGCACUGGGGCUAAACUUGUGCGUUCGACGUCGCCUCAAAUCGACGACGAUCAUCGUACAAAACGUGCAGCAAGAUGAAACGCGUGCCUGUAAUCGCGACAGUGACGUGGUGAUUGGUUUCAUCGUUGUUCGCGUUAUAUCGGCGUGAGUAAACCCGUAGUCCGUGUAAACGCAGUGACCGAAGCAGAGAGAAAACACCUUCCCUUUUUUCUUACUACUUCCUUUCUAACGUUUGCCUGUGAAUACGGAGGAUAUUUACGCGAGUAUUGCUGGCUGUGAUUGCAACAAGUGAAAUCUCCAUAGUCUUCCUCCGUCUCCUUCUCCUUCUUUUCUUUUUUUUUUUUUUUUUUAUUCUUUUGUGUGACUCGACUACAACGAGACUACCCGUGUGUCUGCUGGUUAUCUACUUUGGCGGUCGUGACGCUACGACCGAGCAACAGAAAAAUUUGGGAUUAUCCGUGCAUCUUUUGCGUUUGGUUCAGUUGACGUACCGUCGACCGGGUAGCGGCCAUGACGGCGGACAGCUUGUUCGAGACUACCAGCAUCCCAGGGCAUCUCGCUCCCACGCCCCAGAGGCUGGAGAGACUUCUCUCGAAACAGACCCUCGAGGAACUGUACGAGGUCGAGGAACAACCUUUCGCACGAGGCAAAUACGCGGCGGUGAGAAGAUGUCGAGAGAGAUCGAGCGGAAGGCAGUGGGCCGCGAAAUUUCUAAGGAAGAGGAGACGGGCACAGGAAUUGAGAGCGGAAGCCUUGCACGAAGUCGCGGUGCUGGAUGCCGCGGCGAACUGUUCUCGUCUGGUGUCCUUGCACGAGGUAUUCGAAACGAACACGGAGAUGGUCCUGGUUUUGGAAUUGGCUCCUGGUGGUGAAUUGCAAAUGAUUCUGGACAGAGACGAAGUUCCGGAAGAACGACAAGUUGCCAGAUUAUUGAAGCAAAUUUUAGGUGGAAUAGCCUUCCUGCAUUCCCUGAACGUCGCUCAUCUUGACAUUAAGCCUCAAAAUCUGGUCCUGACCGGCGAGUUCCCAGACUGUGACGUGAAGCUUUGCGACUUUGGUAUCUCGCGGUACAUCAGCCAUGGCGCGGACAUACGGGAGAUUCUGGGCACGCCCGAUUACGUCGCCCCAGAAGUGUUGAACUAUGAGCCGAUCAGCCUGGCAACAGACAUGUGGUCCAUCGGAGUUCUGUUGUACGUGUUGCUAACGGGAUGUUCUCCGUUCGGAGGAGACACGAAGCAGGAAACGUUCUGCAACAUCAGCCGAUGUCGCCUAGAUUUCCCCGACGAUCUGUUCGAAGACGUGUCCGAGGAAGCGCGCGAUCUCAUGCGCAAGCUAAUGGUCAAGGAUCCAAACGAACGCUUGACCGUCACGGAAUGUCUGCAACACCCAUGGUUCGGCUCGUUCGACGACCCUCAACCAUCAUUAUCUUUAUCCAGCCGCCCAGCGUUGGACCAGUCUCCCAUCCAAGAUAAAUCAUCGCAGGAAACAAAAUCGUUCUCCAAAUCUACCACGAGCGCCGAACACCAAACGACGACAGGAUCAUCCACGUCCAAGAACGACUCGGAGAAACAGAAAGCGGUGAACGCUUGUCAGGGCAUGGAAAUGAAACCUUCGGCAAACAGAGCAAUUUCCUCGCACACGGAGAACAUAUAUUCAAAAUCAAAACUGUCGCCCAAACCCACCAGAUUCGGGCUGAGCUCGGAUCGCAGGGACACUUUUAAGAGGAACAUGGAUUCUCUGGCGCAGAAAUUUUCCGGCACAGAAAUCAUGAUAAUCGAGCCAGUGCCGUCAUCCGGUACCACAGUUUCCUCAAACGUAACAAGCAGUACGCAAAGGAGAGCGACAGCCACGCACACGAUGCCAGCCGGAGAGGUGUUCAAAUGCACACCGGUAUUCAUCCUGGGCGAAGAGCAACAAUGCAGCGACAGUGGCAGCGAUUCCGUUUCAGAAAUAUCGACGGACAGCUCUAGCGACCGAAGCAGUAUUUAUUCAGACGAUUCGUUGGAUUUUAUCUUGUAUGGAAAGAGUCAAGGUAGAGCCAGUUUCCCAUUUUCCGCUGCGGAAGCGCCUUCCGACAGAUGGGAACAGAGGCACCAUACGAGGGUUUGGCCGAGAGAGUGCAACGGAGUGGUGAGCAAAGCUCUCAGCCGUUUUUCUUCAGAAACGUCGAACACGAAGUUCAGCAAAGCUUCCACGCCCCCAACAGUCCAUGGUAAAACUGGGUUAGAAGCUCUUCGCGAAAGGGGUGGAAACUUAGUUGUAAUUCGUGAACCUGUAAGAGCUGGCAGAUACACCAGAUACAGCGAAGUACAAUGCGAAUCGGUGCAAGCACGGAUUCGACGAUUUCAGGUUCAUGGAGCUUCGUAGGCGAGUAAGCGCGUGAUCUGUCCGUGAAGGACUUUCUCGAGCAGCUUCAGAGUCCUGGGUCCUCGAUGGACAGCAGCAGGAUCCUUUGUACAUAUUACGUUACGGUGUACAGUAAAUGUAGUUUCAAGAACGCGUUGCGAGAUAUCGAUAGUCGAAGAAGUACGCUGAAAAGAAAAUAGAAAGCUAUGGGAUAACUGUAAAUAUUACAACGAGAAAACUUGCGAGUACCGAUCGCUCGUGACGCAUGUUGUAUAUAAAUUCGGACGACCGAGAUUCUACGAGAGAACGGCGGUCGACCGGACCACGUUACUCGAGUUUCGAGGGUUUUAUCGUAUGUAACGCAAGAGUAAAAAGAAGAGCUUAUUAGUUGAUUGUGGUACGGUGGUUUAUGGAAAUAUUUGAGCACUUUUAGGAUCUUUUUACAAAUUUAUUAUGUGCCGGUUAUACGAUACGUUUUAAAAUUUUGUUAGAACUGCGACGAGACACGAUUUUCGUGACCGAAUUGCUAAUAUAAUUGGAGUACUCGUGUUCUAUUUUAUAGUACUAUCGAAAUUUCGAAAAGUCUCGUAUAACACACAUGGUAAAUUCACAGAAAUUUUCUACAACGUGUACUCAAAUAAUUGUAUAAAUUAUUGCAUGUAGAUUGGAUUUAAGGUGGCAGCAAGAGUUUCAAGCGAAACGUAUCGACAGCUCGUUGUCUGCCAUUACCGAUAGACUGACCGGCCGUCCUUUCGAACUGUGAGAUAGAAAAAAGAAAAAAAAAAAAAAGAAAAAAAGAAAAACGCGAGUUACGCGUUCGAUGCAUCGAGUUGCUCGCGUUACGAAAGUGGAAGAUUGGUUCGUCUCGUCUUCUCUUGUCUCGCCUCUUCUCUCAACAAUGUUUCACGCGAGGUCGACACUUGCGAUAGUUACGCAACUGGGUAAAUGUCAGGCAUAUGUCAGACUUUGUUCGGAAUUCUAGAGUAACAGCGAACGUGUAUAAAGUAAAAUGGCGCGCGAGCAGCUCGAUGCUGAGCGGCGAGUUUGCCCAACCUAGCCAUAAUAUUAUUAGUCGCUGUAUAGAUCGUCGUGAUAACAGUAACUCGAACUACCUGGAGCUCCGUUCCACGGAUCUCGCUAAAAUUUCAAUCCGAUAACAUGGGUGCCUUUACCGUAUACGUUUAAGAGAAGUCGUGCCCCAGUCGCUUAAGCCAUUAAUGACCAAGCACAAUAAAUAGAACAGUAAAGGUAACACAUAUAAAAAUCUAUUAAAUUCAUGGUAUUCGCUAUCGUAUUCGCUGGACUGUGGAUUUUUAUGCUCUUAUGGGAAAUUGAACUCUUAGAGGCUAUCGUAAGUGAAAAUUUACCAGAGUACAUCUUUCGUAAACAAAGAUACUGACAAAGAUAACGAAGUGGGAUUAAAUGUGUUUUUACUUUUAAAAUUUAAUGUUUUUGAAUUUAAAAAGUAGAAUUAAGAAUAAAAAAGGUUAUUGAUUGCUAUUGUUGCAAGUAAUAACAUUACUUUGUUAUUUAUUAUACAGAACGGUAAGAUCGAAAGAAAAUUUCACUCGCGAUAGUAACUCCAGUAACACUCGAGAGUAAAAGAUGCAAAGAUACGUAGAAUUCACACAAUGGGCAAAAGUAUAUAAAAUAUCCAAGAUACCGUACUCGUUAGAAUAUUUAAAAAGUAAAACAAUUCUCCAUCUAUGCGAUCAUUUUUUUCAUUCUGUCGAGAAAAAUAUGAAUCUGCAUAAAGAUCUGCAAUCUGGGAUACAAUUCUAUAAUGUAAAUUGAAAAGAAAAAAUAAAUUGCAACGCUGGCUCUUGAUGGGUUAAGUCCUGUAGCGUGAACGAAGCAUACGCGUGCAUGUAGAUAUAGAAAUGUACGAGAUACACGGGGUAGAAUCUCGCGUAUGAAUAUUUCUGCGUGUACAGGCAGUGAACUGUACGCGACUGAUCGCAAGCAUUAACCGCGCACUCGUAGUGCCUGCUUUUGUCUGUCCCGUUCGUAGUAGCGUAUCUCUCUCCGCGGAAACACGGCUCGUUACGCCGGAAGAAAAAUGAACGCGUGCACGAUGGAAGAGCGUGGUGAGAGAACGAAUCGAUGCUUCCAAGAAGAGUCGGGUGAACGAGUCAAAGAAAUCUCUCUCCAGUCUGAAUAGAGUGCCUUAGUCGUACGGACGAUUUAAUCAAUCGUGCCGACGAUCGAUCGAAAUUGAGAGCCUAGACUAGCUUUAGGCGUCUCCAAUUCUUCUCGUUGGAUCGAUAUCGUCUCUCGAGGGAGAUCGGUCUGAUGCCUCGUAUCACAACGACCUGCCCUGCUAAAUAUCGCGCUGCAACACUCAAAAAUGAACCUGUUAGCUGAAUUACGUUUAACCAAAUGCUCCUAGAAUCCUGAAACGAAAAGUAAAAUAUACACGUGGUCUUACCAGUGCUUCAAAACCAAUCACCGCUUAUUUUAAUAAUUCUCCUGUUUAGUCGGUAAAGUGACAUU
This is a messenger RNA of Bombus pascuorum, 4950 nucleotides long. RefSeq names its product serine/threonine-protein kinase 17B-like. Gene Ontology annotation, molecular function: ATP binding; protein serine/threonine kinase activity. Gene Ontology annotation, biological process: positive regulation of apoptotic process; intracellular signal transduction; protein phosphorylation. The record is from RefSeq and is a predicted model, not a curated record. Gene Ontology annotation, cellular component: nucleus. The transcript has 6 exons. Lineage: Eukaryota; Metazoa; Arthropoda; Insecta; Hymenoptera; Apidae. The coding region runs from base 622 to 2478 and encodes 618 amino acids.